Staurois parvus is the source of this 2424-nucleotide messenger RNA. Lineage: Eukaryota; Metazoa; Chordata; Amphibia; Anura; Ranidae. The record is from the annotation of a GenBank genome assembly.
AUGUUAUCCACGGAAAUCAGAAGUUGUCGUACAUUACAGAUCUCACACGGGGAGAGGCCAUUUUCCUGUCCCGACUGUGGGCUGUGUUAUCCGCUGAAAUCAACACUUGUCAGACAUCAAAAAAUCCACGCAGAUAAGGAGCUGAAUUUAUGUCCUGAGUGCGGGAAAUGUUUUUUAGAGAAGUCAAGUCUUAACAAGCAUUUGAAGCUCCACAAAGGUGAAAAGCCUUAUUCCUGCACUGAGUGUGGGAAAUGUUACCGAUGGCAAUCAAAACUCCUUACACAUAUAAGAUCUCACACAGGUGAGAAGCCUCACUUCUGUCCUGAGUGUGGGAAAUGUUUUUCAGAGAACUCAACACUCAUAAUACAUUACAGAUCUCACACGGGGGAGAAGCCGUAUUUUUGUCGCGAGUGCGGGAAAUGUUAUUCACAGAAGUGCCAUCUUUAUAGACAUCAGAGACUGCACAUGGGCGAGAAACCAUACUUAUGUCAUGAGUGUGGAAAAUGUUUUUCACACAAGUCCAAUCUUAAAAAACAUCAGAGGUCUCACUCAGGCGAGAAGCCGUAUUCCUGUUCUGAGUGCGGGAAAUGUUUUUCGCAGAAUUCCCAUCUUGCUAAACAUCAAAGGUUGCACACGGGCAAGAAACCAUAUUCUUGUUCUGAGUGCGGGAGAUGUUUUCAACGGAAUUCAGAUCUUGUCAUACAUCAAAGAACUCACACAGGGGAGAGGCCAUAUUCCUGUUCUGAGUGCGGAAAAUGUUUUUUACAGACGUCCCAUCUUUACACCCAUCAGAGGUCUCACACGGGUGAGAAGCCGUAUUCCUGUUCUGAGUGCGGGAAAUGUUUUCGGGCGAAAACAGACCUUGUUAUGCACCAAAGAUCUCACACAGGGGAGAGGCCAUAUUCCUGCCCUGAGUGCGGGAAAUGUUUUUUACAGAAGUCCCAUCUUAACACACAUCAGAAGUCUCACACGGGUGAGAAGCCGUAUUCUUGUUCUGAGUGCGGGAAAUGCUUUUCACGGAAGUCUCAUCUUGGCACACAUCAGAGGUCUCACACAGGUGAGAAGCCGUAUUCCUGCUCUGAGUGUGGGAAAUGUUUUUCUCACAAGUCCAGCCUUACCCUGCAUCAGAGAUCCCACACGGGGGAGGGGCUUCAUUCCUGUCCUGAGUGCGGGAAUUAUUUCUCACAGACGUUCAACCUUUUCGGUCAUCACAGAUUGCACAUAGGUGAAAAACCAUAUUCUUGUUCUCAGUGUGGGAAAUUUUUUCCACAGAAGUCAGACCUUGUUAUACAUCUGAGAUUACACAUGGGAGAGAAACCGUAUUCCUGUCCUGAGUGCGGGAAAUGCUUUUCACAGAAGUCCAAUCUUUCCAAACAUCAGAGACUGCACACAGGGGAAAAACCCUAUGACUGUCCUGAGUGCGGGAAAUUUUUUUCGCAGAGGACCCAUCUUAACAGACAUCAGCGAUUGCACACGGGGGAGAAGCCGUAUGCCUGCCCCGAGUGCGGAAAAUGUUAUACACAGAAAUCAGUCCUUGUUAUACAUCAAAGAUCUCACACGGGGGAGAAGCCGUAUUCUUGUCCUGAGUGCGGGAAAUGUUUUUCAGAUAAGCCUAUUCUUUCCAGACAUCAGAAAUCUCACGCUGGUGAGAAGCCAUAUGCCUGUCUCCAGUGUGGGAAAUGUUACAUGCAUAAAUCAGACCUUGUUAAACAUCAACGAUCUCACACGGGGGAGAGGCCACAUUCAUGUCUUGAGUGCGGGAAAUGUUAUAUGCACAAAUCAGACCUUCUUAAACAUCAGAGAUCGCACACAGGGGAGAGGCCAUAUUCUUGCCCUGAGUGCGGGAAAUGUUUUUUACAGAAGUUCCAUCUUUACAUACAUCAGCAGUCUCACACAGGGGAGAAGCCGUAUUCCUGCACUGAGUGCGGGAAAUGUUAUACACAGAAAUCAGACCUUGUUAGACAUCAAAGAUCUCACACAGGGGAGAAGCCGUAUUCCUGCCCUGAGUGUGGGAAAUGUUUUUCACUGAAGUUCCAUCUUGACACGCAUCACAAGUCUCACACGGGGGAGAAGCCGUAUUCCUGCCCCGAGUGCGGGAAAUGUUAUACACAGAAAGCAAAACUUGUUAUACAUCAGAGAUCUCACACGGGGGAGAGGCCGUAUUCCUGCCCCGAGUGCGGGAAACGUUGUUCAAAUAAAUCAGACCUGGUUAAGCAUCAAAGAUCUCACACGGGGGAGAAGCUGUAUUCCUGCCCUGAAUGCGGGAAAUGUUUUUCAGAGAAGUUCAGUCUUUCCAGACAUCAGAGAUCUCACACGGGGGAGAAGCCGUAUGCCUGUCCAGAGUGCGGGAAAUGUUAUAUGCAUAAUAAAGAUCUUGUUAAACAUCAGAGGUCUCACACAAUAGGGGCUUCUGUCCACAAUUAA